Molecule: messenger RNA, 1284 nt
Organism: Nicotiana tabacum (common tobacco)
Lineage: Eukaryota; Viridiplantae; Streptophyta; Magnoliopsida; Solanales; Solanaceae
Source: RefSeq, a predicted model, not a curated record
AUGGUGGUACCAUGUAGAGACGGAUCUCAUGUAUGGAAGAUGAUGUUGGAAUAUAGAGAUGACAUUGAGAAUCAAAUAAUAUGGCAACCAAGAAUGGGAUCUUCCUUAUUUUGGUUUGACAAUUGGACGGGUUUAGGGGCCUUGUAUUUCAUUACUCCACAUGAUGUUUAUUGUGAUGAAUCUGUUCAUAAUGUUUAUGAGGUAGUACAGGAGGGAGCCUUGGAUGAGAAUAGGUUGAUGGACAUUCUUCCUCAUGAUUUGGCACUACAUGUUAUUGAGAAUGUCAAGCCUCCAGUACUACAUGAUGAUCUUGAUAGACCUUUUUGGAUGUUGGAGGCCAGGGGUAAUUUCACUAUCAAAUAUUCCUGGGAAUAUUUUAGGAGAAGAAGAGACUCUAGCAUUGCAUAUAAAAAUAUGUGGGCGAAGGGUUUGCCUUUUAAGAUAGCUUUCUUUAUGUGGAAGAUCUGGAAAGGCAAGCUACCUCUUGAUGAUACAUUUAGGAGAAUGGGAUAUUUUAUGUCUUCUAGAUGUUGGUGUUGCCUUAAUCCGGAUGAAGAAACAUUGGCUCAUGUAUUCUACAGAUCCUAUGCAGCUUAUACAGCACUUCCUUCCAUCAUUUUAUGGGAGCUUUGGAAGAGAAGAAAUAGAUAUAAGCAUGGGGAAGUUGUCUCAAUCAGCAUAGUGAUCUAUCAAGUAUCAUCUACAUUCCAAGCACUGGUCAAAGUAAGGAAGCCAAGCCUACAAAAUGUUCCACACAAGUUGCCAGAUUUAUUGCAUAUUCUAGAGGUUUAUACUUUACGGUUGAAAGUGACAUUGGUGUUAUGGGAUCUUCCUACUCAAGGCUGGAUAAAUAUUAACACUGAUGGGGCAUCAAGGGGCAAACCAAGCAGCAACUCGAUUGGGUUUGUAUUAAGGGAUGAAGAAGGAGAUGUCAGUUACUAUACUGAAGGCAUUGAGAUAUUGUGUGCAGCUUGGUACAUACAUAUCUUGGUGCAAACUGAUUCCAUGCUAUUGAAGAAUGUAGUAGAGGGCACAUGGAUUGCACCUUGGGCAGUGGUUGCAUAUGUUGAGGAGAUUAAAGGCAUAAUGGAUAGGUGUAAUGUUAGGGUCUCACAUAUUAUGAGAGAGGGCAAUAAGCUGGCUGAUUACUUAGCUAAUUAUGCCCUUGAUAAUAGCUAUAUUAAAGCGCACAGUUUUGAUCAAUUGGAGGCACGAGGUAGAAGGAUUAUGAAUAGUGAUAAACUACAAUGCCCAUAUCUACGGAUAAAGGUUGCCAGGAGCUAA